Octodon degus (degu) is the source of this 2303-nucleotide messenger RNA. RefSeq names its product spermatid perinuclear RNA binding protein (gene Strbp). Lineage: Eukaryota; Metazoa; Chordata; Mammalia; Rodentia; Octodontidae. The record is from RefSeq and is a predicted model, not a curated record. Bases 196 to 2268 code for a protein of 690 amino acids. Gene Ontology annotation, molecular function: double-stranded RNA binding; single-stranded RNA binding. Gene Ontology annotation, cellular component: precatalytic spliceosome. The transcript is spliced from 19 exons.
CAGCCUCUCAGGUGCUGGGAUUACAGGUGUAUUCCAGAGAAAAGUUCUCAAACAUCUUUGGUGUAUUUGAUGCUGAGUGACUGUCAGGGGACUCAGGCUUAUGAGGAGGUACUGUCACACAGAACAGUGUCUAGUGAAGACGACAAGAAAGAGAGGAAAGGAUCGGAAAAAGAAGCUAAAACACUAUAGAAAACCAUGAGAUCUAUUCGAUCUUUUGCCAAUGAUGAUCGCCAUGUUAUGGUGAAACAUUCAACCAUCUAUCCAUCUCCAGAGGAACUCGAAGCUGUUCAAAAUACGGUAUCUACUGUUGAGUGUGCUCUUAAACAUGUCUCAGAUUGGCUGGAUGAAACAAAUAAAGGCACAAAAUCAGAAGAUGAGACAGAUGUGAAGAAAGAUGAGGCUGUAGAAAACUAUUCCAAGGACCAAGCUGGUCGGACAUUGUGUGGUGUAAUGAGGAUUGGCCUGGUUGCAAAAGGCUUGCUGAUUAAGGAUGAUAUGGACUUGGAACUGGUUUUAAUGUGCAAAGACAAACCUACAGAGACCUUGUUAAAUACAGUCAAAGAUAAUCUUCCCAUUCAGAUUCAGAAACUUACAGAAGAGAAGUACCAAGUGGAACAAUGUGUAGAUGAAGCAUCUAUUAUAAUUCGGAAUACAAAAGAGCCCACCACUGGGGUGGAUUCAGGAGUGGACAGAGGGGUCUCUGAGAGUCCCUUCUUGUGUACCGGUGCCUGUGUGAGCUUCCGACUACUCUUAGCAGAAGUUCCCUCGCGUGUGUCCUGUUACGAAAAUGUUGCGAUGAAAGAUCCUCCGGACUUACUGGACAGGCAGAAAUGCCUGAAUGCCUUGGCGUCUCUCCGACAUGCCAAAUGGUUUCAGGCAAGGGCAAAUGGACUAAAAUCAUGUGUGAUUGUUCUACGCAUUCUACGUGAUUUGUGUAACAGAGUCCCUACGUGGGCACCAUUAAAAGGAUGGCCACUAGAGCUUAUAUGUGAAAAGUCUAUAGGUACUUGUAAUAGACCUUUGGGCGCUGGGGAGGCCUUGAGACGAGUAAUGGAGUGUUUGGCAUCUGGAAUACUACUUCCUGGGGGUCCUGGUCUUCAUGAUCCUUGUGAGCGAGACCCGACUGAUGCUCUGAGCUAUAUGACUGUCCAGCAAAAAGAAGACAUUACCCAUAGUGCACAGCAUGCACUCAGACUGUCAGCCUUUGGCCAGAUUUAUAAAGUGUUGGAGAUGGACCCUCUUCCAUCUAGUAAGCCCUUUCAGAAGUAUUCCUGGUCAAUUACUGACAAAGAAGGUGCUGGUUCUUCAGCUCUAAAGAGGCCUUUUGAAGAUGGAUUAGGGGAUGAUAAAGAUCCCAAUAAGAAGAUGAAGCGAAACUUAAGGAAAAUCCUGGAUAGUAAAGCAAUAGACCUUAUGAAUGCACUAAUGAGGCUCAAUCAGAUCAGGCCUGGGCUUCAGUAUAAGCUGUUAUCUCAGUCUGGCCCUGUCCAUGCUCCAGUCUUCACAAUGUCUGUGGAUGUGGAUGGUACAACAUACGAAGCCUCAGGACCGUCCAAGAAAACUGCAAAACUUCAUGUAGCAGUGAAGGUAUUGCAGGCAAUGGGAUACCCAACAGGCUUUGAUGCAGAUAUUGAAUGUAUGAGUUCCGAUGAAAAAUCAGAUAAUGAAGGCAAAAAUGAAACCGUGUCUUCAAACUCAAGCAAUAAUACUGGAAAUUCUACAACUGAAACCUCCAGUACCUUAGAGGUAAGAACUCAGGGCCCUAUCCUCACAGCAAGUGGCAAAAACCCUGUAAUGGAGCUCAAUGAAAAAAGACGAGGGCUCAAGUAUGAACUCAUCUCAGAGACUGGUGGGAGCCACGACAAGCGCUUUGUAAUGGAGGUAGAAGUAGACGGACAGAAAUUCAGAGGCGCAGGUCCAAAUAAGAAAGUGGCAAAGGCAAGUGCAGCUUUAGCUGCUUUGGAGAAGCUGUUUUCUGGACCCAAUGCAGCAAAUAAUAAGAAAAAGAAGAUUAUUCCUCAGGCAAAAGGUGUUGUGAACACAGCUGUGUCUGCAGCAGUCCAGGCGGUUCGAGGCAGAGGCAGAGGUGCUCUGACCAGGGGAGCUUUUGUUGGGGCUGCGGCUGCUCCUGGCUACAUAGCUCCAGGCUAUGGCACUCCGUAUGGUUACAGCACAGCUGCUCCUGCCUAUGGUUUGCCCAAGAGAAUGGUUCUGUUACCCGUUAUGAAAUUCCCAACAUAUCCUGUUCCCCACUACUCAUUCUUUUAGCAAAUGACAGAAGCUCAUUCCUAUUGAACAACAGU